This is a messenger RNA of Monascus purpureus, 354 nucleotides long. NCBI's taxonomy places the organism in Eukaryota, Fungi, Ascomycota, Eurotiomycetes, Eurotiales, Aspergillaceae. The record is from the annotation of a GenBank genome assembly.
AUGGCUGUCGGCACCGUCCAGGACUACAUCAGCACGCACCAACUAUCCGCCUAUUCCGUCCGCGACGGUCCCAUGAAGCCACACUCUAUGCCGUUGUGGCUAUCGCUUGCUCCUGUUUGUGCAGGCCAGCUGUGUCGUACGGAGGAAUACGGCCGGUUCUACGGCACCGUUUAUAUCUUCGCAGCAUUCGGCGUUCUGCUCACGGUUCCCAUUGGGGGGGAGCUGAUUCAGUCGACAAGGCCCCAAGCGCUUAUUGGGUUCUAUGCUGCCGUGCUGUUGACUGGGUUGGCCAGUGUGGUCCUUUCCCGAUGGGCGCUUUUAGAUUGGAAUUGGAGGUGGAAGGUCAAGAUCUAG